This is a messenger RNA of Sardina pilchardus (European sardine), 6395 nucleotides long. RefSeq names its product HIVEP zinc finger 3a (gene hivep3a). NCBI's taxonomy places the organism in Eukaryota, Metazoa, Chordata, Actinopteri, Clupeiformes, Clupeidae. Gene Ontology annotation, molecular function: DNA-binding transcription factor activity, RNA polymerase II-specific; RNA polymerase II cis-regulatory region sequence-specific DNA binding. Bases 1 to 6009 code for a protein of 2002 amino acids. The transcript is spliced from 6 exons. The record is from RefSeq and is a predicted model, not a curated record. Gene Ontology annotation, biological process: regulation of transcription by RNA polymerase II. Gene Ontology annotation, cellular component: nucleus.
AUGGAGGCCUUGCAUAACCAGCUAAAUGCUGGGGAGACGUCCGGAGGUGAAGAUCAACCUCAGAGUACAUCUCCCUCAGAAGGCUGCUCCUCUCAGCCCUCAGCCUCCCAACAAAGCAAGCCAGCGCAGGACGCAGACUCUGAGCAACAUCGCCAUGGAACCCCAUCCAAACCGCCUAGACGCCAGCAUCUGGAGAGGAAACGCUUGCGGCUCCAGAGAAGACAAGCUCAGGAUGCAGGCUCUCUUAAGGAUGACAAGCUCACAAGGAAGACGAACGAUGCCGGGCCGUUUCCAGGCAACGAGAGCGGGAGUUCCGUCCAGGACUCCACGGAUGCUCCCGUUCCUUCUUCAAGCAGUUCGGCUCCAUCCCACGGGACAGAGGAGGCACAGGAGGGCAUGCCGAAGCAGAAACGUGAGCGCAAGCCGCAGAAGCCCGGGAAGUAUGUGUGCAGCUACUGCGGUCGAGCUUGUGCCAAACCUAGCGUGCUCCAGAAACACAUUCGCUCCCACACCGGCGAGAGGCCUUAUCCUUGCGCCCCUUGCGGCUUCUCCUUCAAGACCAAGAGCAACCUGUACAAGCACCGCAAAUCACACACUCACAGGGUCAAAGCUGGGCUGGCUCCAGCAAGCAAAGAAGAACCAGCUAUGAGCGGCCAAGAAGAACCCUUAACUGAUUCGGAAGAUGAGUCUAACCAGUCGGCGUCAACCAGCUCGGCAAAGAAACAGGAAACGUUGACACCACUAGCAUCGUACGGUGCUGAGUUGCGCUCUACUGAGCAAUCCCAGGGCCUUGGAGACUCCCAUGCUGUUAAAAAGAGACUUGCGAUGAGGCUGAGCAAGACCAAGCAAGCUCCACCAGCGGGCUCGUCGGAUGACGUCUCCUCUUCACUGGUCUUGGGAAGUCGUGGGAGCACUGAGUCGGGCUACUUCUCUCGUUCAGAGAGCACUGAGCAGUCUCAAGACAGCCCUCCAAACUCCAGUGCUAAAAGCUACGCUGAAAUCAUCCUUGGCAAGUAUGGGCGCCUCGGACAUCUGCAGAGGGCUUCCCGUAACCAGCAGCAACAGUCUGGCGGGCAAGACGGCAAGGGCAUCCCUUUCACGCUUCCCAAAAAGCAAGUCAUUGACCACAUCACAAAGCUCAUCACCAUCAACGAGGCUGUGGUAGACACCAGUAAGAUUGACAGUGUCAAGCCUAGACGCUUCUCCCUCUCUAGGCGAAGCAGUUCAGAGUCAGCCAAGGCUUCUGCUCUUAAAGAACCCCUUGUGCAGUGCCCUAAAGUGACUGAGGCUUGUUCCAAGGCAAGUGGGUCUAUUACUCUUGGUGUUCCGUGUCAGAAAUUCCAGCAACAGAGCCUAAAUAUUGAACAGUCCUCCAGCCAAGCCUCUGCAGCACCACUUUUGAGGAGUCUUUCAGUCCCCUCGGCCUCUCCUGCUAGCGCGAGUGAUGCUCCCCGCCACCUGAGGCUCAGCCAAUCAUUUGAUGAGCAGCCGCCUACCCAGAUGAAUCGGCGCCAUGCCUUGCUUCGCCGCCAACCAGCCAUUGAGCUGCCCAUUGGCUGUGAUUUUACCCCUGAAAAGUCACCCAUGACAUCCUCCGUGCCAUACCACCAAGACAUGCUCAGCUUGCCUCAUCAAAAACCAAGGCCCCUUCAACCAUACGAGUGUGAAGAGUGUGGAACCGGCUGCAAAGAUUGGGAGAGUUACAAGAAGCACAGGAGGCAAACGUGCAACGUGCACCAAAAGCAGAAGGUGGAGGCAGUUUCUGUGCAGGUGGAGAAUCCUACAAGGAUGCACUUCAUGAGCAGGCCAGGGGCUUUAGUAAUGCGAAAGAGAAGGAAAGAGGACAGUCUCGAGCUUGAUGAUCCCUGUUCCUCAAUGGCCUUGUCCUCUGCAUCUGGGACAAGCCCUGGAAUUGAAGGAGACCUGACCAACAAGGCUUACGAAGGACCUAAUGUAGGAAACAUUGGAUUAAUGCUGGAGAAAGACCCUGAGAGGCCUUUGAAGGGGAUAUCAGUGAUCCAACAUACAAGUUCAUUUGAGAAGCAAGAGGGUAAUCUGUUUGUGAAAAGUAAAGUAAAAGAUGAACUAGAUAAAUGUGCCUCCUAUGAGAUGCACCAUUCACCAUCAACUCAGUCAUCAGAGCACCAGUCAUCAAAACCAAGCUUUCGGAAGUUAAUGCGCCAGCAUAAUGUCCUAGUGCCAGAGAUCCUAGUCACGGAGGAUACAAACACCACGCCGAUAUCUCUGUCCGCGACAGUUUCCAUUGCCAAAGAGGCUGAAAAGACAGACGAGUUCCAGUGGCCCCAAAGAAGCUCGACACUGGCCCAGCUUCCCAUUGAGAAGCUGCCCCCGAAAAAGAAGCGUCUUCGGUUGGCAGAAGCUGCCCAGUCCUCUGGGGAGUCCAGCUUUGAAUCUCUGUCCCUUCCUCCUCGCAGUCCAGGUCAAGACAGCAACAUGUCGCACUUGUCUAGCUGUUCUGCAUUGUUUGAAGACUCGGGGAAACUGACCAACGUGGAGAUGACUUCUGGUCGGAGAUCCAGAGCAACUCACACAUUAGCCGUUCCUGCUAGUUCUCACCACCACCACCACCACCACAGGGAGAUGAGGCGCUCGGCUUCGGAGCAAGCACCUCAUGUUCCGCAGCAGUGCACCCCGAUUUCAGAAGUCCGUAGCAAGUCCUUUGACUACAGCGCCCUGUCUCCUGAUCGCACUCCAGCUGGCUGGAAGGAAAGGCGCAAAUGCCUCCUCUUGAGGCACACCACAGUACGGGAUCCAGACGAUGAGGAACCACCCAGCCAGCAAAUGCCAACUGUUAGCAUACCAAGUGUUAGCAUGUCAAGUUUUUGCACGGCUAGUGUUCCAUCCAGCUCCCACAUGAAGUUAAGUCCAGGACCCUCUGAGGCCCCAUGCACCCCCACAUCCUAUAAUACAUCUCCUGUUCACACUCAUUGCCAAGAAUCACCAGCGCUAUGGCAACAAGAUCCACCUCACCAGCUACGCAACUUGCCAGAGGUGGCACUAAGUCAGUGCUCAGCAGAUCACAAAGUGCAGCAAGCAGCGCCUGUUGUUUACAUGGGACUAGAGGGCAUUCAGCUGGGCUCUGCCCGUGCCACCCAGGGCCCCUCUGGAGCAGCACGAGCCCACUACUCUCCUGGGUCCUCACGUCUCAAGCUGGAGAUACCCACUAGGGACCCAGCCGAGGAGUCGGAGCCGAGAGGAGUGUUCUCGUCCCAGGUGCCCACCCGUCCAUUCCAACACCAGCGUGUUUACUUCACCAUCACCCCUGAAGCAGAGCCACUGAGACCUGCUGGGAUGCAGACAACGGUGGCGGUUCGAGUCCAGGGGGACAUCCCAGCCCACGCCAGUGCCAUUUACACCACGCACUCUCAUCAUGCAGUUACUAAACCUCAGGAGCUUAGUUCAAGUGCAAACCGAAAUGUGACCUUAGAUGUGACGACUGUGCCGAGUUUAGAUCACAGUAGUAGUCUACUAACCCCAGUAGGUUCCGCAGGAAACAAACGGAUGCUGUCUCCGUCAAAUAGCCUGGAGCUCUGCCCCGAAAUGCGACAGCAGCAGAAACGAGUGAAAGAGGAAAACAAGGAGGAGGAAGAGGAAGCAGAAGAACGGGACGACACCAAAGAGGGUGGCGACGGGCAGCUUUCAAUCCGGGUUGAACCCGAGCAAGCAAUAGCAGAGUCAGCCGGCAGUCACAGAAGCACCCAGAGCCUUUCCUCCCCCAGCAGCAGCACCACCACCAACACCAACACCAACACCAACAUCAACAACAACAAUAACAAUAACAACAAAGAGAUGUCGAUGCCUACGCUUCACGCGGAGCCCGAGUACAGCUGGUGCUAUCUCAACUAUGCCAAGCCAAGCCCGUCCCCCCAGAACGACCACCAGGCCUCGGUGUAUUCCUCCUGGUCCACCAGUGCCUACAACCCCAACCCUCCGGGGCUCAGCAGCAAGCAGGUCCUCGCGCAGCUCCACUGCAAGCAGGGGCACUCCUCCUCCAUCACCUACACCAUGGCCCCAAUGUCACCCCCGGGGGAGGAGGAGGGGAAGAAGAAGGAGAAGGAAGAGCCGGUGGCAGACCCUGGGAAGCCAAGCGUGUCUGAGGUCCAUGCCACUCGGCACACAUGUCCCACUGAGGAGAGGGCAGUCUGGUCAACAGAGGAUGUGAAGAAAGAGGAGGAGGAAGAUGAGGAGGAGGAGGAGAGGAAGAGAGAGAGGGAGAGAUCAGAGCUAACCUCUAAACAUACUGAGCCUCCUCGUGUUCGGAUCUGUGAAGGAGGGUAUCGGUCGAAUGAGGAGUACGUGUACGUGCGCGGGCGUGGGAGGGGCAGGUACGUGUGUGAGGAGUGCGGCAUCCGCUGUAAGAAGCCCAGCACGCUUCGCAAACACAUCCGACUGCACACCGACCAGCGACCCUUCAUCUGCCAGCACUGCAACUUUGCCUUCAAAACCAAAGGGAACCUCACCAAACACAUGAAGUCCAAGGCCCAUGGGAAGAAGUGCCAUGAAGAAAGCGUGCCCAACUCCACAUCUGAUGGGCCUGAGAUGGGGGAAGAAGGUGGCAGUGAUGGUUGCCCAGUCAGGACAGAGGCACUCGAACACCAGUUCUCUGAUGCUGAGGACACGGAGGGAGAAGAUGAGGAGGAGGAAGAGGAUGAUGAUGAUGAUGAUGGAGACGAUGAAGAGUACGAAGAUGCAGAGGACCAGCCAAAAGAGGUUCGUCCAGAUGUGCAGCGUGGACAACUCAUCACUGCCCACUUGGCAUCAUCAUCAUCAAAAUCAUCAUCAUCAUCAUCAUCACCCACCCCUGCUGGAGAUGCCACCCAGAUGGUCGCUGGUCCCUCUGACCCUCACCGAGAGCGGCAUCCUCUACCCAGCAUGCACUCCUCCUUGGCAGGCGCGGUGACGGUCACGGUCCCUCGGCCUCAACCGGAGCCCCGCAGCGGCAGCUGCUCGUCCCCCAUCCUGAGCCUGUCGCCGGGCCGCUGCCUGUCCCCGGCCCUGCCCCAGUCCCUCUCCCUGUCCCGCUGCUGCUCCCCGCGGAGAGAGGCCUCCUGCGGCCCCUGUGCCUGCCCACAGCUCUCCCCCUCUCAGCGCCUCCCCCUCUCGCCCUCUCCGUCGGGUCAGGUGUCUCCGGGCAGAUGUCCGCUGUCGCCCUCUGGAUGUCAGCGGUCCCCUGGAAGGGACUCGGCGGCUCCCGUUCCCCAGUCGGCCUGCAGCUCCACUGGGUGUCCAGGCUCCGGUGCCGCCUCUCCCACCUCCAUCUCUGGUUCCUCCUCUCCACACAGGACACCCAAGACAAGAUACGAAGCAUCCCCUGGUGGGGUGGGCUGUGUGGCUGUGCAGGAGAGGUGUUGUCCCCAGGAGGAAGUGAUGCACCUGCCACCAUCCCAACUCUCUGUCCUCCGUAACCAGCACCGCCACCACCACCACCCAGCCCGGACCGCCACCACAAUCUCACCCGCUGCUCUGCCCAGCGAGGGCUGCUGCCUCCUCAGCCACCUGCCCCUCCACUCCCAGCCUCCAGCCCGGAGCCCGAGCCUGCUCAUCCCCAUUGGCGGGAUCCACAUGGUGCAGGCCAAGGGCAGCUACCAGCGCCUAGGCCCAGCUGUGAGCCCCGCUCUGGGCCGCACGGGAGCUGAGGAGCCGCCAUCACGCUGGAGCCCCAGAGCGACGAUGGCACCAGCGGCAGCGGUGGGUCGGCCCAGUCCGAAAGGCGCUGGACCCAGACACGGCCAACUGUGCAGUUCAGCCAAUCACAGGAGCCGAGAGGCUGAGGAACCCACCGCCGGCCAAUCAGAACUGGCGUUGUUGAACAGGGAAGGAAGGCCCGGCGUGUGUGUGAAGAGUCGGGAGGACACAACGUUCCAGGGAGAGGAGAGCUCGACGCAAACGCCCGGUUGUGCGUCUAGGGCUCAGCACACACACUCACACGCACACACGCACACAAACACACACACUGUCCCAGACAAGCACCUUAAUUGCACAUACUAACACAGAGAUAGAGAUUAAGGAUGGCAAUCCAACAGACUAAAGAAAAUGACAAAUUUAGAUAGAACUGGAAACACAGCUUCUCUGCCCUAGAGAAUGUACCAAGACUUCUGCAGAGGCCGAGGACAAGUGCAAAUGGAAGGAUCUUACUCCUGUUCCCCAUUCCCACAAAGCACUUACAGCAGCUUGUCUCUCUACGUGUUAUAUACCUGCUGUAUAUAGAUCCAUGUAUACGUUAUAUGAAUAUACUUAUAUGUUUUUAUAUGGAUUUUAUAUGGUAUACUACAUGCAUAAUGUAAUUGCUGCACAUGUGUUUGUACCUCUUUGCUAUUUCUCACUUUCAAUCGCUGGAACAAUAUAAAUAUAUAUGCAUAUAUAUAUAUUAUAUA